GUUGAAAACUAUCUCCGGAAAUGACGACGCAUAUGGGCGUGAGUCGGAUAUCGAAUUGCUUGUCUGCGCGUUGACGUCACGAGGUGUGUGGGCUCCGGUCCUGGGCGGCGGAGAAGAUGGCGGUGUGCGCAGGUGUUAAGGUUCCUCGUAAUUUCCGAUUAUUGGAAGAACUUGAAGAAGGCCAGAAAGGAGUAGGAGAUGGCACAGUGAGUUGGGGCCUGGAAGAUGAUGAAGAUAUGACGCUUACUAGAUGGACAGGAAUGAUAAUCGGUCCUCCCAGAACAAAUUAUGAAAAUAGAAUAUACAGUCUGAAAAUAGAAUGUGGUCCUAAAUACCCAGAAGCCCCCCCAACUCUUAGAUUUGUAACAAAAAUGAAUAUGAAUGGAAUCAAUCAUUCCAAUGGCAUGGUGGACACACGAAGCAUACCAGUUUUAGCAAAGUGGCAAAAUUCAUAUAGCAUUAAAGUAGUUCUUCAGGAGCUUAGACGCCUGAUGAUGUCCAAAGAAAAUAUGAAGCUUCCACAGCCUCCAGAAGGACAAACCUACAACAAUUAAUGUGGGAUAAUUUACGUAUUUCUUCCUUGUCCCCUGCCAUAUAUUUUGGAAGGGCCUGCAAUGUCUAAUUUUGCAUGCCUCUCUGGCUCUAGGAGGGUUAACCCUUUCAGCCCUGACCACCUCUACUGGGCACAAUUUGCACAUGACUCAUUGUUAAAAGCCUGGAUGCCUCUCCCAGUUUUGAAGACUUCCACUGAUCCAAGUUUAUUGUCUGCAACAUGAGUUGCUGACUCCCACACCUCACCAAACACAGAUGCAUCCGAGGGCACAGACACAUGUAUUUAGACUAGUCAGGGGUGAAUGGGUGGCAAAACAGCAAUUUCUGUUCAUAAUUUUUGGAAGCCCAGAUUUUUAGAAUAUUAGGAUCCUGGGAAUUCUUAAGGAGCAGCAGUUCAUGUUGUGGGAUUAAUUGACCACACGCCUUCUACCUUUUGUAGUGUUAUUAGUAAAGUUAAAUAAUGGUAACAUUGACAUACUUGUGGAGUCCCACAAAGAAUAUUUGAAUGUACUAGUUAUUUACCAGGCCUGUGUCAUUUGCUGACUUCUAGCCUUGCCCUUUACAUGGAUCUGAGUAGUUGUGCUGCAUAUUUUAGCGUAUUAAGAUCUUUUGGACAUACAUCACUGAGAUCCUUGUCCUUAGCAUGUUUCACUCAUGACUCGGAAAUUUCAUUUUACGUUUUAAUAUAAAGUAUGGUUUUUUAAUUUAUUCUUUUUGUAACGGGUACUUUUUGAUUUUACAACGUUCAACAUUUAUUCUAACUUGAAACAUGCUUUUAGCACAUCAAUUUGUGAUUUCACCAAAUAUAAGAAUGCUAAACCUAUUGUAUUCGAGGCCAUUGAGUAACGUUUCGUCCUUGUUAUACCUUAAGGGAUAUUUGUGUAUCGACUGCAGCGAGUUCAAGCUUAGCACAAUGUUUUUUUUUUUUUUUAGCGUUAUCUAUUAUUGAGCUUUGCUUUUCGCAAGGACUCUCAGAUAAACAUAGCAUGGACUGCUACUCUCUGUUUUGCACCAGUGAAAGAAUUGUUCAUCUCACACUCCUUUUUCCAGGCCCAGUAUUGAAAGGGUUGCACUGUUGGUGUCCCUGCCUCAAACAAUCAUGAUGAGUUCUCAUGAUACAAAGCAUGAUGUUAAGCUAUCAGUUUGGUGGGGGGAUGGUGGUUACUGGUUAAUGUGGUGAAACUGGUUAAAUGUUUCACCACAUUUUAAGAUCAGAAAUGUAAACAGAAAUCCUAUAUUCAUCUUGCCUUGGCAAAUGGAAUUCUGUUUAAAUUGUUUAAAGUAACAAAUACAAUGGAUAUUGACUUUUUUUUUCAAGAAGCCUACAAGCCAACUUGAGUAGUGUCAAAAAGUGUGAUGAGGUCUUGCUAAUUGUAUUUAUGAAAAGGGGGAGGGUGGUUGAUUUCUGUAAAGCAGCUCCUGUUUGUUUCAGUUCAACAAACAGCAAACAUUUGUUUACAGUCUUUGCUCCUAAAAACUGCAUUCAAGUUUUAGUGCCGCAGACUUGUAUGACGAGGAUAUGGAUAAUGUGACUCUGAGAUUACAGAUAGUCGUACAAUGUAAAUAAAAUAUGGGAAGCGUU
Messenger RNA from Spea bombifrons (plains spadefoot toad), 2134 nucleotides. RefSeq names its product ubiquitin conjugating enzyme E2 V2 (gene UBE2V2). Bases 117 to 554 code for a protein of 145 amino acids. The record is from RefSeq and is a predicted model, not a curated record. Gene Ontology annotation, biological process: protein K63-linked ubiquitination; DNA damage tolerance. The transcript has 4 exons. Gene Ontology annotation, cellular component: nucleus. Lineage: Eukaryota; Metazoa; Chordata; Amphibia; Anura; Pelobatidae.